This is a messenger RNA of Pocillopora verrucosa, 2245 nucleotides long. The record is from RefSeq and is a predicted model, not a curated record. NCBI's taxonomy places the organism in Eukaryota, Metazoa, Cnidaria, Anthozoa, Scleractinia, Pocilloporidae.
CUGGGUUAUUUUUCAUGAUUCAAGGAAUCUGUUGCGAUCCUCAAACCCUUCUUCUGAUCUCACUGGACGGAUUCCGCUGGGAUUUUGCAAGCAAGGCGAAAACUCCUAACCUGGAUAUGCUGGUAAAAACAGGCGUCACAGUGCCUUAUGUUAGAUCUGUUUUUCCGACAGUCACUUAUGCAGGGCAUCAUAGCAUAGUAACCGGCUUAUACCCAGAAAGUCACGGAAUAGUCAGCAAUACCAUGUACGAUCCAGUUCUUAAGGAGUGGUUUGGGGCAUCUCAGACAGAUCCACGAUGGUGGAAUGCAGCAGAGCCCAUUUGGGUAACGAACCAGAGACACAAAGGAAGAAGUGGAUUGCUUUACUGGCUAGGGGAACGCGUCAAAAUAAAGGGAAUGUAUCCUAAAUACAAAAUUAAUUCCGCCUCGCCACAUAUUGACUUCACGAACAGCACAGGGAAGGUAAUGAGCUUUGAAAAACGCGUGGAGAAACUAAUUAGCUGGUUGACUGGUCCAAAACCGCCGAAUUUUGUGGCUGCUUACUUUGAAGAACCAGACAAAACUUGUCAUCACAAAGGGUGGCCAGAUCUACCUCUUGCUAUACAGCGAGUGGAUAAAACCAUCGGCUUGGUCGUGCAAGGUUUAAAAAAACAUCAUCUGUUCGAUAAAGUUAACAUCAUAGUCACAGCGGAUCAUGGCAUGGCUAACACGUCAUGCGACAAAGUGAUUGAUCUCGACAAGUACGUCAACCCAGACAACUUUGAGUUUUGGGAUUCCUGGUUUAAUAUGAUGCUUGCGCCGAAAGCUGGCAAGACAGAGGAGGUGUACGAGCGGCUAAAAAAUGUCCCACAUUUGCACGUUUAUCACAAGAAAGACGUUCCCAUGGAUUUACACUGCAGAAAUAAUCAACGCAUUUCACCGCUUGUGCUCAUUCCAUCAGAGGGCUGGCUUGUGAGUUCCAAAAAGGGCAGGCUUAUAAAAAUCUCAAAGGACAUGCACUGGGUAGAACUUAACCACGGUAUUAGUUGCAAAUGCAAGUCAAUGUCUACUUCUUUUAUUGCGCACGGGCCCGCAUUCAAAGUCAAUUUCACAGGCAAACCGUUUGAAUCGGUCAGCAUAUACCCACUAAUGUGCAAGAUCUUGGGAAUUCCCCCACAGCGGAAUAAUGGUAGUUUAGAUGAGACUAGAGAUUUAUUAAGGCCCAAAAUGUUGUCAAAUAAUAACAUAAAAAUGUGAGGGUUUCUCCAAUCAUUUGGCAGUCCAUAUUUAACGCUGUGCAAACCUACCCCGGAGGUGGGGCUGGCGUAUUUAUUUGUAGGACUUAAAAAAAGAGGCAGUGGAAAUAGGGAGGGGUUGAACGCCCUUGAGUUGCUCACAGUCGGGGUUAAACAUCAGAGAUGCAGCGGAGUGUAAGAAAGUUUGGGAAAGCGCUAAUUGAUCAUUUUUCCUUUCCUCUCCUUCUCAUUGUUUUUCGAUCGAGAGCCCGACACACCAAUGCUAUGACAGCAGAAGUUCUUCAUAAUGUGGCCCUGCGUCAAGCAAUACCGUUUCCGUUCAUCGGAAAGCCCACAUAAUAAAAAGCUUUUACAUACACUUGUCAAGGAUAGGGGGAUUACUAGCAACUUGAAGCUCCAAAACGGGGGAGAGGGAGUGGGAGGGGGCACCUAUUAUAGCGUUAUGACUCGACUCGGCUCCAAUCUCCUAUGACAAGAAUUAGACUUAACUGUUAGAAGAGGUCAUAGCAUAGCGCUCCAAUAGUAGAUGGAUGCAAAGAGCAACAAACAAAACAACCACAAAAUCAAAAUUAAUGCAGCUUUAAUAUGAGGUACUUUUCCAUGUUAUUCCUAUUUGCAGUAUAGCGGUGCUUAGAUCACCGAACCGAGGUAACUAACUCUUUAGAAUGCAACAAAUUCUGCAGUGAAUAAGACAAACCAGCCUUGUAAUAUUAAGCUCUUUAACCCAACACAAGGCCUUUUUAAUUUUGCAUAAAAACGAGUGUGUGUGCAGUUUAACGUAGGUUAACCUUACUUCAAACAUUUUUCAAGCCACCAACUUGUUUUGGACAACAACUUAAACCAGACCCUGGAAAAAUUUUCCAGUGUCAGCUAAUACUAAAAUGAAAGUGUCAUCUAAUACUAAGAUGAAAGUUACGGACGGAGCGACUGUUUCAACGACCUCUGAAUAUAAUGAAAAAUCCUCUAAACUACAACGCAAAGCAAUUAUGAAUAAGGAGACAGAGAAUAAAA